Molecule: messenger RNA, 755 nt
Organism: Quercus lobata
Lineage: Eukaryota; Viridiplantae; Streptophyta; Magnoliopsida; Fagales; Fagaceae
Product: Splicing factor 3B subunit 5/RDS3 complex subunit 10
Exons: 5
Coding region: 175-438 (87 amino acids)
Biological process (GO): mRNA splicing, via spliceosome
Cellular component (GO): U2 snRNP; precatalytic spliceosome
Source: RefSeq, a predicted model, not a curated record
AAAAAAAAAAAAAAAAAAAAGUUCCACGGAAACCCCAAAAAAAAGUUUGGGCUAUACAAGAGAUUGUUUUCUGCCAGUCACAGUUUGCUCCCUCUCCUCUCUCGUUCACGCUCUACGGCUCUAGUACUGAGAUAAAGACAUUGCAGUUUUGGACCGUGCAUCCCAAACACCAACAUGCAGGCCAGUGAUAGGUUUAACAUCAAUUCCCAGCUUGAGCAUCUCCAAGCUAAAUAUGUUGGAACAGGCCAUGCUGAUUUGAAUAGAUUUGAAUGGGCGGUGAACAUCCAACGCGAUAGCUAUGCAUCCUACGUUGGGCAUUACCCCAUACUGGCAUACUUUGCUAUUGCAGAGAAUGAAUCAAUUGGGAGAGAGCGCUACAACUUCAUGCAGAAAAUGCUUUUGCCUUGUGGUCUCCCUCCUGAAAGAGAAGACGAUUGAGAAUUGCCAUUUGGACCAUAGUCUGAAACAUUUCACUGCCUUUUCGGGCUCAGUUCCCGAAUUUGUGAUAUGCAUGCGUUUUCGUGUUUGCAGGAACAAUUAAUUGUAUUUGAGACCGAUGGAUAGAGUACUUAGACUAUAGUCUCAUCUAGCUUGUGUGUCUGGGCUUGGAAGUUAUAUAACCCUUUGCUAUAAUUGUGAAGCUUAUAUAUAUAACUUUUAAUGUCUGUUAUGGAUUUAUCUAAUUUAUAACCUUCACUUGAAUUGCAAUGAAAGGACCACUUCUCUCCUUGAAUGGAAAGAAGCUUGUACUUAAA